Plasmopara halstedii is the source of this 201-nucleotide messenger RNA. RefSeq lists its product as uncharacterized. The transcript is spliced from 2 exons. The record is from RefSeq and is a predicted model, not a curated record. The coding region runs from base 1 to 201 and encodes 66 amino acids. Lineage: Eukaryota; Oomycota; Peronosporomycetes; Peronosporales; Peronosporaceae.
AUGGGAAUGAAUCGACCGGUUUCGUCACGCUUCUUGACACCACAAAAUUCGGCGAGCUUUUCCCCGCCCGUUUGCUUCGGGAGCGUCAAGACAACCAUCGAUCCUUUUCGCAUACGGUUACUACUACUUCAGCGCGUUAUACAGCUUAAUCGAUUAUUGGAUGCCUCAGGGAUGAUGGACCGUUGCUCCCCUCGGCCUUAA